This is a messenger RNA of Erythranthe guttata (spotted monkey flower), 1963 nucleotides long. Its product is annotated as FAD-linked oxidases family protein. Gene Ontology annotation, molecular function: D-lactate dehydrogenase (cytochrome) activity; FAD binding; D-lactate dehydrogenase (NAD+) activity. Gene Ontology annotation, biological process: lactate catabolic process. Gene Ontology annotation, cellular component: mitochondrion. NCBI's taxonomy places the organism in Eukaryota, Viridiplantae, Streptophyta, Magnoliopsida, Lamiales, Phrymaceae. The record is from RefSeq and is a predicted model, not a curated record.
UUCGGUUUCAGUCACUCCUCCCCCCACCCCAGCUUUGCACAGCUGCAUCAAUGGCGUUCUCCUCGUGGAUUUCUCGCCUGCGUUCUUCCUCAAAACCAAUUUACACCAAAUUCAGAAACUCCUUUACGACUACCGCACCGCCGCCAAGUCUCGCCGCGGAAAUAAUUCUGCGAUGUCGGCAUAUUCGGAAACCACCCGUAUCACCUUGGGCUCGCUCCCUACUUCCACUGGCUCUUGCCGUUUCCGCCGGCUCUUUUAUUUCUCAAUCAAACGGCGUUAAUUGCCCAUCCUACUGUCAAUCCCCAAUUCUCGAUCAAACUAAGGGAAUUGGAGGCAAAGAUAGCACAGACUACUUGGUGAAAGGCUCACUCAAAAAAAUCCCACAGGAGCUUAUUGAAGAAUUGAAGCUCAUCUGCAAGGAUAAUAUGACAAUGGACUAUGAUGAAAGAUACUUUCAUGGGAAGCCACAGAACAGCUUCCACAAAGCAGUGAACAUCCCGGAUAUUAUCGUUUUCCCAAGGUCAGAAGAGGAGGUUUCUAAGAUAGUUGCUUCCUGUGACAAGCACAAGGUUCCUAUUGUGCCAUACGGCGGAGCGACCUCAAUCGAAGGCCACACAUUAUGCCCUAGUGGUGGAGUGUGCAUUGACAUGACGCUAAUGAAACGUGUCAAAUCACUAAAUGUUAAGGACAUGGAUGUUGUUGUUGAACCUGGGAUUGGGUGGAUGGAGCUUAAUGAAUACCUUGAACCUUAUGGGUUAUUCUUCCCUCUGGAUCCUGGUCCUGGAGCAACCAUUGGUGGAAUGUGUGCAACACGGUGCUCUGGUUCCUUAGCUGUAAGGUAUGGAACUAUGCGCGAAAAUGUCAUCAACCUUAAGGUUGUUCUAGCCAAUGGAGAGGUUGUCAAGACUGGAUCUCGUGCCAGGAAAAGUGCCGCAGGAUAUGAUCUAACACGUCUCAUGAUUGGAAGUGAAGGAACAUUGGGUGUUAUAACAGAAGUUACAUUACGCCUGCAGAAGAUCCCUCAAUACUCGGUGGUGGCGAUGUGUAACUUCCCUACAAUUAAAGAUGCAGCGGAUGUUGCUAUUGCAUCUAUGCUGUCUGGCAUACAGGUAUCGAGAGUGGAACUUUUGGAUGAAGUCCAAGUGAGAGCAAUCAACCUCGCUAAUGAUAAAAAAUUGCCUGAAGCCCCGACUUUGAUGUUUGAAUUUAUUGGCACAGAAGCAUACUCACGCGAACAGACACUUAUAGUUCAGAAGAUAGCCUCAGAGCACAAUGGGUCAGAUUUUGUGUUUGCAGAGGAUCCCGAAGCAAAAAAGGAACUUUGGAAGAUAAGAAAGGAGGCACUUUGGGCUUGCUUUGCAAUGGAACCAAAUUUCGAAGCAAUGAUAACGGAUGUAUGUGUUCCACUGUCACACCUUGCUGAAAUAAUAUCGAAAUCCAAGCAAGAGCUUGAUGCUUCGUCUUUAGUAUGCACGGUGAUUGCUCAUGCUGGUGAUGGAAACUUCCACACAGUCAUUUUAUUCGAUCCCAAUAAAGACGAACAGCGAAAGGAAGCUGAGAGGUUGAACCAUUUCAUGGUUCAUGCAGCUUUAGAUAUGGAAGGAACAUGCACUGGGGAACAUGGUGUCGGCACUGGAAAAAUGAAGUAUCUGGAAAAGGAGCUCGGAAUAGAGGCAUUGAAGACUAUGAAAAGGAUAAAAGAUGCUUUAGAUCCCAAUGGGAUUAUGAAUCCUGGGAAGCUCAUUCCUUCCCAUAUUUGCUUCUAGUUUUACUCGUUCGUUUAUCCUCUUUCAACGCAUUCAACUCAAUUUUGUAACCCUAAUUUAAUCCGGAUUUCAACAGUUGGCUCUUUGAUAGUGACCGGCGUAAAAUAAAAUGUUCACCGCUAUUUCACUGUGUUGACUUGGUUAAAAUUUUAUUUUGGAUUGUUAUUUUACUGUGUUGACCGAUCAAUUUUCCUUUU